Malania oleifera is the source of this 1824-nucleotide messenger RNA. RefSeq names its product pentatricopeptide repeat-containing protein At1g62680, mitochondrial-like. The coding region runs from base 1 to 1824 and encodes 607 amino acids. Lineage: Eukaryota; Viridiplantae; Streptophyta; Magnoliopsida; Santalales; Ximeniaceae. The transcript is spliced from 2 exons. Gene Ontology annotation, molecular function: protein binding. The record is from RefSeq and is a predicted model, not a curated record.
AUGAGGGUUGAGAAGGGCAAGGGAAGUGAUCAGAGAUUAAUGGAGGAAAUAGCAGUGGUGAUGCACAAGUUCGGGGACGAACAGAGCACUCUGUUGGACCAGUUCGAGCGCCUAACCUUUGAGGUCCAGCUCAACCAGGCCAUUCUGGGUCGAAGCCUCUCGGAGCCCAGCACCGCCCGGCCCCAGGCGGCGCAGCCUCUGGCCCCGCCGGUGCGGCAGGGCGGACGCCGCCGUGGCUCAGGUCUUCGGAAAGUCCUCAAGAAGCUGCUCAGACCAAUUCUCGGAAGGAAGGGAACGAACAGAGAAGUCCCAAACCCAAGGGACCCCAGAGUCUUGAAGGCAUUUAGUAGAUCUCUGAGAAACCCUACAGAAAGUGCGUUACUAGAGACUUUUCAUAUCGAACCCAGUAACUUGGUUCAGGAAAAUGGCGAUGGGUUAACCAGUAAAGAUGAGGAACAAGAACAGAGGGUGGAUUUGGAUUUUGAUAAGAGAAGCAGCAGAUUACGAGUUCAGAAGUUCGUUGACAGAAUUAGAGCAUUACCCACUUCGGAGAGAAUUCAAUAUGUCAAUGUCGUUGUGAAGGAUGGUGGGAUUGGGACUAUAUCCGGCUUCAAUGAUCUUCUCCUAGCUUUACUGAUAACAGAGGAGCCUGAACUUGCCCUCAAAGUGUUUGAUAAUUUGCCAUCUUAUGGGGUUGUGCCGGAUUCAUGGACAUUUUCCGUUGUGAUUAGAUGCCACUGCAAGAAAAAUGAUCCCACCGAGGCCAAACGAGUUUUAGACCACAUGGUGGGAAAUGGGUUUCAGGCCAAUGUUGUGACUUUCACUAUUCUGAUCAAUUCGUUCAGCAGAAGAGGCAUGAUGCAGAAAGCUUUUGAGGUUUUCGAGGUCAUGGGUCGGGUUGGAUGCGAACCAUCUGUUCAGACCCACAAUUGCUUGAUUAAGGGGCUGUGUUAUGUGGGAAGAGUGGAGGAAGCCUUUGAGUUUUUUAUGAAUAUCAAGAUAUCUCCCCAGAAACCAGACAUUUACAGUUACACAACUCUCAUGGAUGGGUUUUGCAAAGUGGGUCGAACAGAUGAAGCAAAGGAGUUGCUUAAUGAAGCUGUGGAGAUGGGAUUGACCCCAAAUGCGGUCACAUUCAAUACUCUGUUUAAUGGGUAUUGCAAGGAAGGGAGGCCUUUGGAGGGCAUUGGCCUUUUGGAGCAGAUGAAGGGAAGAAAUUGCUGCCCUGAUUACAUCAGUUAUAACACUUUGCUGCAUACUCUCUUGAAAUGGGGUAAAGUACCUAAAGCUCUACAGAUUUAUAGGGAGAUGGUAGCAACUGGCUUUGAUUUGGAUGAGCGGUUGAUGAACACUCUCCUGAGGGGGUUGUGCAGGAGAUCCUGGAAAGAAGAAAACCUCUUAAAAGAUGCAUACGAAUUGUUUGAAAAAAUGAGAGAUGGUGUUUCUGUGAUUUACCUCGAGACGUAUGAAGUCGUGAUAAGAACUCUAUGUAUCAAAAAGGAGAUGAACUCUGCAUUAUACCAUCUGCACGAGAUUAUUAUGAUUGGGCACUCGCCAAGGACGACCACCUUCAAUGUUGUUAUUCAAGCACUUUGUAAUGUGGGAAUGGUCAAAGAAGCAUUGAGGGUUUUGGUGCUCAUGUGUGAAGGAAGAAGAAUUCCCAGUAGAAUUUCCUAUAACCUUUUGAUUGCUGAGCUCAAUCGGCAGGGAAGGUUGCAGGGAGCUUUUAAUGUGUAUGGUGCAGCACUGAAGGUAGGUUUGGUUCCUAGUAGGAAGCCAGGGAAAUUUUCAACUGAGAUAAAAUCUCCAUGUGGACAAGCUUAG